Molecule: messenger RNA, 1871 nt
Organism: Asterias rubens (European starfish)
Lineage: Eukaryota; Metazoa; Echinodermata; Asteroidea; Forcipulatida; Asteriidae
Product: monocarboxylate transporter 3-like
Exons: 6
Coding region: 163-1734 (523 amino acids)
Biological process (GO): transmembrane transport
Molecular function (GO): transmembrane transporter activity
Source: RefSeq, a predicted model, not a curated record
GCACAACUGCUCAAGGCUGGAUUUAUCUGCUCUUUUUUCAUAGCAUCCAUCACGGGAUAUCUGGGGAUGGAGAAAGCCUCCAAAUUCUCGUACAAACUGGACGAAUUUUGCCUGUGAGCUGGUAAUCUUUGAAGGGUGAAAAAGAGGACUCCAUAUUUAAACAUGACGGAGAAAUCGUACUGCAAAUUGCCGAUGGAUGGUGGAAAAGAUGAGGCUGGAAUGGACAACAACACUAGGCAGAUGGAUGCCGCUAUGCUACGGCAGCAGAAACCGGCUGUCGCCGCCUCGACGAAGAUUACGGACAAAGAAAAAUGGCGAUUUUGUUUGAGAAAACUGCGCCGACCGGGCUGGAAAUGGGUGGUACUCAUCGGUGCAUUUGUAAUCAGAGGGACACUGAAUGGAUUCUUGAGUAAUUACACCACACUUUCUGUUAAAUUGCGAGAGUCGUUUGGAUCCAGUGAAGAACUAACAGGCUGGGUAGGUUCUGUGCUUCUGACUCUACGGUCCAUCGCCUCGCCGCUCUCCACUGUCGUCGUGGUCAAGAUCGGCUACCGUACAACCAUCUUCCUCGGAAUCCUCACCUGUUCAUGUUCCCUAAUGAUCUCCUCUUUCAUCCAGGAUCUAAGAUGGUACUUCGUGACUCUUAGUUUGAUGUGCGGUGUAGGGAUGUCUUUAAGUACCUUCUGUGCCUACGAUUACCUCAUGAGUUAUUUUCAUAAACAGUUCAUCAGAGGAUCGGGAAUGAUGGCUUUAGCUUCGAGUUUAGGGUUGAUGGUAUUCGCCCCAAUGAUGGAGAGUCUUCUAGAAUCCAUCGGACUUGAGAACACCCUCCGCAUCUUCGCCGGUCUCUUCCUCUUCAUCAGCGUCUUUGCCUUCUCCUUCCGGCCCUCCCCCGCCGAGAGACGCCGAAUGUCCGUCAUCCAGCUCCCCAUCCCACCAGGCAGGGACAGACUGCCUUCGGACCCCGGGGACCUGAAGGUGUUUCAGCCCCUGGAAGUCUUCAAACCACCCGUCCACCAGAAGAAGACUUUUACGGAGUCCAUGAGUGUCUAUGCACAUCUACUCAAGUCGGCUGAUAUGUGGAUCUUGGGUCUCAUCAGUCUCAUCAUAUGCCUAGCAUCCACCUUCACUUAUCUCAACAUGGUAAGCUUUCUGAAAUCCAUCGGGUUGAGCGUGAAGACAAGUGCCUUUACGCUGAGCAUGAUGGGUGUCGGAGAGUUUGGGGGCACCGCCUUGUCCACUGUUCUCGGUGACCGCAUCCCCCUUCUAAAGGUGGAGAUAUUGGCCAUUGCUUCCCUGGUGGCUUCCGUCGCUACAGCCGGAUUAACCGUCGUGCACGUCUAUUCGGGAGUGCUAGUGGUCGUUAUAGUGAUUGGUUUUUGCCGCUCAUUGUACAACAUGUUGAUAUUUCCGUCCGUGAUCGAGACAAUGGGUAAGGGGAGGAAGCUAGAGGCCUGCUCUAUCUCGUCUGUCAUGUGUGGUAUCGGAUAUCUACCAGGCGGAAUCAUAGGAGGUGCCCUGUAUGAUGCCACUGGUGACUACACAGCUUCGUUGUGGGUGUGCGCAUCCCUGUAUUUCAUAUCGGUUCUACUGUUGGUAUGGUGUUCCUAUCGCUCUCGCCACUCAAAGAAACUGACAGACAAGAACAGCGCGAUGAUGAACAGCGACGGAAAGGUUGAUAGCUUUCAAGAGAGAGAUUACUGCAUAGUAGAAAACAUCAUAACUACGGUGUAAAGAAAGAGACCUGCGAAAAUGUGUACAACAAGAGCCAUGAGGCCUGGACUUCCUGCAUGCCCCAAAUCAUUGGGUGAAAGCUUGCAGUACUUCUAAAGACGAUGUGACCUGUGCAACUGAUAUUUACAAAUAAGCCA